This is a messenger RNA of Acanthochromis polyacanthus (spiny chromis), 3216 nucleotides long. It is a transcript of the gene trabd, whose product is annotated as TraB domain containing. The transcript is spliced from 10 exons. The coding region runs from base 102 to 1193 and encodes 363 amino acids. The record is from RefSeq and is a predicted model, not a curated record. Lineage: Eukaryota; Metazoa; Chordata; Actinopteri; Pomacentridae.
GAUGCACCGCGGCUGUCAGUUUCAGCCGAGCACUGUGCGGCUGUACGAGCAGAGAGCACUCAGACAGAAGGGCUGGCUCACUCACUUUCAGUGCUUCAAGCAUGGACCAAGACAACAAUUCAGAGGAUGAGUCAGUUGGCCCACCGGAGGAUCCCUCAGAAGAGGAACUGCCCUGUCUACCUCCAGGGCUCUCGGACGGAGAAGCAAUGGAGCUGCUGUGGCAGUUGCGAUCCCAGCGGCGCCAGUCGUCUCCUGAACUCCCAGAGACAGUGACCCGUCUUACUGCCCCUGAUGGCAGCCUGCUAUACCUGGUAGGCACUGCCCAUUUCAGCGACAGCAGCAAAAAAGACGUGGCCACGACGAUUCGUGCCGUGCAGCCAGACGUUGUGGUGGUGGAGCUGUGCCAGUACAGGGUGUCGAUGCUGAAGAUGGACGAGAAUACGCUGCUGAGGGAAGCCAAAGACAUCAACCUGGACAAGGUUCAGCAGGCCAUCAAGCAGAAUGGGCUGAUGUCUGGCCUGAUGCAGAUUCUCCUGCUCAAAGUUUCCGCCCACAUCACAGAGCAGCUGGGCAUGGCACCUGGAGGAGAGUUUAGGGAGGCCUUCAGAGAGGCUGGUCGGGUGCCCUUUUGUAAAUUCCACCUUGGGGACAGGCCAAUCCCUGUGACAUUCAAGAGGGCCAUUGCUGCUCUUAGUCUGUGGCAGAAGGCACGUCUGGCCUGGGGUCUCUGCUUCCUGUCAGACCCAAUCAGUAAAGAGGAUGUGGAGAAGUGCAAACAGAAGGACCUUCUGGAACAGACCAUGUCUGAGAUGAUCGGCGAGUUUCCUGCUCUUCACCAAACCAUUGUGGCUGAAAGAGACAUCUACCUCACGCACACGCUCCGCCAGGCUACACGCUGUGUGGAAGCCCCCCCUAAUGCUCAGAAAGUGCCUGCUGUGGUGGUGGGAGUCGUAGGGAUGGGUCACGUCCCUGGUAUAGAGCGAAACUGGGAGAAGCAGCUCAACAUUAAUGAAAUCAUGAGUGUUGCACCUCCCUCACGUUUUGGCUGGGUGUUGCGUGCAGUCGUGAAGGGCGUCGUGGUGGGAAUGCUAGGAUACGCCUGCUACCGCGCUGGAGGGAGUAUAGGUAGAGUCCUGCUGUCUUUACCUGCAGUCCAAUCAUUACUGGAGACACUGCAGCCGCCCCCUGCUUGACCCCCUCGAAGCCAUCAGCGACACGACCUCUGAUCCCUUGAAACAAUGCAUCUAUCACCAAUGGCCUUAAAAACAGGAGGUGAGGCUGGAGGAGAGGGUUCGCCAGCCCACACUAAGAACUCACAAGGACCUCGGGGGGUUAAGAACCCCUCCGCCUCGUAUUAAAGUCCCUGCAGACGCCGCAGGGCUGUACUGCCAAAGAAACCGUGACAGUACUCUUAAUGUUUUUUGCAUAUUUUGAGCAAAUCCUGCAUUUUGUAAGAUUUGAAAAUGCCAAUAAUUUCUUCCAAGUAGGUUUAUAUUUUCCCAGUCAGUCUGUUAAUGACUUACACACACACACAAAGACACAGUUUUUAUUUGAUGAAUAUCAUUGGAGCUGUUUUCUGAGAAGAAGCUAUCUCCUUUCUAAUUCCUCAUUUCUGGUGCAUUAUUGUUGGUAAUUAUCCCAUUUCAAGUCCAGCACUUUAUAGGAGCCUGAUAGAGUCUUGUUCUGUACAUGCAGCCUGUGGAAAUGAAAAGAAAUAUAUAUUCAGUCAUAGCUAGAAUAAACAAGUUAGAAAAUGUAAGCAAGGACCUCUAUAAUAGCCUUCAGUUUUUAUAGUUAGUGGACAAAGUGACCCACAUGGUGUGAGGUCAAAUCAUUUCCCUACUUCUUCAUAAAUCUACUGUUUAUCAUGUAUAUUCCUCAAAAUUCACAUCCAGGAUUGGCCUAAGAUGAGUGUGACUUCCCACGUGCACAGUCCUGCCGACGUCAACAGACAAGUGCCUCAUGUUGCAGCUGUAAGGGCUACUGGUAAACUAACUGGAAAGGCAAAACCUUGUGUCGCAUGCAACUUAAACUUACAAAAUGGUCAAUGCAAGUUCUUAAGAUUCUGUCUUUGUAUAACCACGUGAUAAGCCAGUUUUAUAAAUACCCUAAAUAUAGACAUUUAGUUGUUUGACUUCAGUUAAACCCUACAUAUCAUACAUUAAUCAGAGAUCUGAUGCAGGACAGGCUUAAAUAUGCCUCAGGAAGAGCAUCGCAUCAUCCUGUCGUCUGUAUAUUUGAUUGUACCUCCGAUAUGAGCUGCCCUCACAUUUAGGCUUUAACUGACUCCAUCUCUGAGGAAAGGUUCUUACUUGACAUAUGCAUCAUAAAUAGAUAGCCAUCUGAAAACUAUCACAUCUGACAUUCAGCACACCAGCUGUUUGUACUUUUAUAAUAUAUGCAUUAUAAUUUCCCAGUCUGAUUGUGAAACGGGGUCAGGGACUGAGAUCGAAAUGAAAUUAAUGUGUUUUCCUCAAAUUAAGGAUUGAACUUGGCCAUAAUGGUUUCUUUAUGGACUUGUUUUGCUUGCUGUCGAGGAGACUGACAGUUGGGGUUGGUCAGAGUUGGGAGAUAAAGCCUUACGCUGAGAUCACUGCUGCCUUUGACCGUCAGAUUGCCUCCUCUGCUGAGGCUUGUUUCCUGCAUCUAUAGUACAGAGCUUCUUACCACACAUUGGCCAGAUGACAUCCCAAUAAAUUUCAAACAAAAUAAUUAUGUGAUUACAAGUUUAUGUACCAAACACCAAUUCCUGGAUAAUGUUAAUCGAUUGUGUGUACAGUUCUCACAUUAUUUACUGUUGUGUGUUCAUGGGAGAUAUGAAAGAAGUAAAUCAUUUCAUCCUAAAAACAUAAUCAGACCACCUGCCAGUUACCUACACUUUGAGCUAACUCAGAUAAUCUGUCUUCCAACUGUUAAAUAAAUUCUCUUGCCUAAGUAGGAGAUAAGAAUAUUGAGAAAGUAGAGGUCAGAUGUAGUCCAGCCUCUCAGUUCCUCUGCAAUAUAACUCAAAUACUUUGUCUGCCUCCCUCCCACAUCUUUUUAAAAGACUCGAUCUGCUGUAUGUCUGCGAAGAAAGCUGUAUGAAUGCCUGUAUUUGUUGUAAGAUUUGGUUCCCCAUCCCCUUGUGUUGUAUUGUCAUUGUUAGCAUACCAAACAUUGAUUCAAUAAUGGAUUACACAAAUAUUUGAAGUAAAGAAGUUAUAUUUGCCUCAGAAA